Scheffersomyces stipitis CBS 6054 is the source of this 1747-nucleotide messenger RNA. Its product is annotated as putative oxidoreductase. The coding region runs from base 25 to 1416 and encodes 463 amino acids. NCBI's taxonomy places the organism in Eukaryota, Fungi, Ascomycota, Pichiomycetes, Serinales, Debaryomycetaceae. The record is from RefSeq and is a predicted model, not a curated record. The transcript has a single exon.
AUCUCUUGUUAUUUUUUUGCUUACAUGCCUAUAGAUAUCAUUCUGACCGUUCUUUAUGACGGGACCGACUCCAUACCCGGAUGGGAGUAUCUCAAGACGUAUGUGCCUGUUGCCCUUACAUUCGGAGCAAUCAAGUACUACUUUUCAGGUGCCAGCAAUACAUGGGAGCGAGAUUUACAUGGAAAAGUUUACAUUUUAACUGGUGCAACUACAGGGAUGGGAGCGCAAGUUGCCUAUGAAUUGGCUACACGGGGAGCGCAACUUGUUUUGUUGGUGAGAAGCACCGAAGACAUCUGGGUGGUUGAUUAUGUGGAAGAUUUACGAAACAAGACCAACAAUGUGUUGAUCUAUGCUGAGGAGUGUGAUCUCGAUUCAUUGUAUUCGGUGCGGAAGUUCGCCACCAAAUGGUUGGACAACCAGCCUCCUAGAAGAUUAGAUGGGGUAGUGUGCUGUGCUGCGGAAUCGCUUCCCAGAGGUAAGCCUAGACAAGUCACAGUAGAUGGAGUAGAGCAACAGAUGGGAGUCAAUUAUUUAGCAAACUUCCAUCUUCUCACACUUUUGGGUCCUUCUUUGAGAGUUCAGCCUCCUGACAGAGAUGUGCGUGUGGUAUUGGCCACAUGCUCAUCUCAGGCUUUAGGAGAGGUAGAUAUAGACGAUCUUUUGUGGGAGUCUAAGAGAUACCCUUCUUCGCAGCCUUGGAAGAUUUACGGCAGUUCCAAGCUCUUGCUCGGAAUGUUUGCCAAAGAGUACCAACGUAGACUCAUGGCUUACGAAAGAAACGACAAGGCUCCAUGUAAUAUCCGGAUCAACUUGGUCAACCCUGGUAUCAUGAGAACAGCUUCAACACGAAGAUUUCUUUCUAUGGGAACCGUCUUGGGUUUGCUUUUGUAUUUGAUCAUGUAUCCCAUCUGGUAUUUAUUCUUGAAGAGUGCUAGACUGGGUGCCCAGAACGUGUUCUUUGCCCUUUUUGCACCCAUUUUUCCCAAGUUGGAGGGAGGCAAUUUUGUACAAGAAUGCAAGAUUAACCCAAAGGUCAGACAAGAGUUGACAGACGCCGAUCUCCAGAAAGAAGUAUUUGACAAGACAGAGGAGAUCAUUGUCAGGUUAGAGAAGCAGUCAGCCAUUGAAAGAAAGAAGCACAAGAUGGCAGAAGACGCAAAGAAGCCUUUGGCGGAAAAAUUAAGGGAGAAAAACGAAGAGUUUGAGCGUAAAAGUAAUAUUGCCGAAAAGCCCAAGACUACUGAUGAGUUGAGCUUAAAGUUGAACAGACUCAGACAACAAAUAAGCAUAGGGGCCAUUCCUAAUGGUGAGCUUCCGCUUUUCCCAGAGUCAACUACAAACCAACAGGCCACCGCUACAGGCAAGAGCAGUUCUUCUGGAGCCAAUAGUAGAAAAUCCAAGUCCAGAAAGGCUUAGUCUACAGGAUAUAAAAUGGUACCGAUGCUUUAACUGUAAUUGUUUAGCGACACUGUUGAAGCAUUGCUACGGAAAAAGUAUAGCGAGUUGUAGUGAACUGCUACAGAUAAAUAACUCAAUAUGGUUGAAUAUAGGGUCAAGGUAGAUUAUUUCUCGCUGAUUAAUGGUUGCGAAAAAUUAAGACAAAUUCAUUAAACAGUGUGGAGCUAAAAGUCCAUUUUUCAGGAUAAUCAUGAAUAUCGUACGGAUUUGAAAGUUUUACAAGGUAAUUAAUACAGCAAAAAUCUCACGGUAGGAUAUUAUAGACUUUCCUAAUACAUGUACUCCACAG